GCAUAUGCAGACGCAGCCAGCAGAAAUAACACAUCGUUCAGACUUCAUCACACACUACUUCUUCUACCUUGAGCUCAGGGGCUCUGAUAGACCUCUUAGCCAUGCUGCUCGCUCUGUUCCUGGCUCUGGCCAUGGCGGCGCACCCGGCGCCGGCAUCGGCGGCAUCGGCGCACCUGCACUUCUACAUGCACGACGUCCUAACCGGCGCAUCCCCAACAGCAGUGCAAGUGCUGAACGGGCCCAAGGGCCACUUCGGCGACACGAUCGUGAUCGACGACGUUCUCACGGCCAGCGACUCGCCGUCAUCGGCAUUGGUGGGGCGCGCGCAGGGGCAGUACAUCUGGGCGUCGAGGGGCAACCCGGAGCUGCUGGUCACCAUGGACGUCGUGCUCACCUCCGGCGCCUACGCGGGCUCGUCGGUCACCGUGGUUGGCCGGGACGACAUCGGCGCAGCGGUGAGGGAGCUUGCCGUGGUCGGCGGCACAGGACAGUUUAGGAUGGCCAGAGGGUAUGUGUUGUGGAAGACUGUAAGGCUUGAUCACCCUAAUGCCGUGCUUGAGCUCGACGUGUUCGUCAACCCGUGAGAAUUUCUUGUUGCUCUGUUUGGAAAGGGCUGCUUUGCUUACAUUCCUGGCUCUGCAAUAAGUGGAUUACAUACUGUCGCCACGAUUUGUAUAUGUGGCAAUAACGUUUGUUUUCUGAAAUUAUGUUGGAACCCAAGGGCCAAAAAUAAAAAGUUUCUGUAAUUCCUCAGUAUAUUCAGCAGAAUGUGUGGUGGUA
Messenger RNA from Brachypodium distachyon (stiff brome), 780 nucleotides. RefSeq names its product dirigent protein 21. Lineage: Eukaryota; Viridiplantae; Streptophyta; Magnoliopsida; Poales; Poaceae. The record is from RefSeq and is a predicted model, not a curated record. The transcript has a single exon. Bases 102 to 584 code for a protein of 160 amino acids.